This is a messenger RNA of Rotaria sordida, 588 nucleotides long. NCBI's taxonomy places the organism in Eukaryota, Metazoa, Rotifera, Eurotatoria, Philodinida, Philodinidae. The record is from the annotation of a GenBank genome assembly.
AUGACCGAUUCAUUAUUGAUUAUGUUCCAACAAGAACGAGAACAUUUAUCACAAUUACAAAAUCGUCUUUUAACAAGUCCAAUUGAUAGUAUUCCAAUAGAUGUUUACAAAGAAUUAAUGGUAACAUAUUUAUGUUUAUCAAAAAUUAAUGAAGCGAAAUUCUUAUGGGAAAAUCUUCCAGCUAAUAUGAAAACAGAUAAAGAAUUUCAAUUCUUAGCCUCAUUAGUUUCAUCACUUAAUUUAAAACAAUAUGAAGAUUUUUAUAGAUUAUGUCAAAGAGGAGUUGAAAAUAGUUCAUUAUAUGAUAUAUCACCUCAAAUAAAUCAAUAUAUUCAACAAUUAAUUUCUCGAGUUACAAUACAAAAUGUUCAAUUAAUUGAACUUGCAUAUAAAUCAAUUUCAUUUGAUGAUCUUCAAAAAUUUUUUGGUCUUAAUCGAAAAAUGGUUCAACAGAUUUGUAAUGAACGUGCUUGGCAAAUUGAUUCAGGAGGUAUUUAUGUUCUUCCCAAAUCUAAUGAUAAUUUAUCUGCAGCAUCAAAUACUAAUUUGGCUAAAUUGGUUGAACUUGUUUGCUUCUUAGAAAGAUAA